Molecule: messenger RNA, 2858 nt
Organism: Thamnophis elegans (Western terrestrial garter snake)
Lineage: Eukaryota; Metazoa; Chordata; Lepidosauria; Squamata; Natricidae
Gene: ZW10
Product: zw10 kinetochore protein
Exons: 16
Coding region: 45-2384 (779 amino acids)
Biological process (GO): endoplasmic reticulum to Golgi vesicle-mediated transport; mitotic cell cycle; mitotic spindle assembly checkpoint signaling
Cellular component (GO): nucleus; RZZ complex; chromosome, centromeric region
Source: RefSeq, a predicted model, not a curated record
CGCCUUCCCGUCAGGCCCCGCGCGGCGCGACCGGCGGCGGCGGAAUGGCGGCGCGCGGCUCCUCGCUGGUGGAGGCCGUGCUGGCCUGCUCGGGGCUCCCGGAGAAGGAGGGCUUGAGCGGCCGUGUCAACCGCCUCUCCCGCCGGGCCGAGGAGCUCAAGGAGGAAGUUUGCAGCAUGAUCAACCAAAGGUACAUGGAGUUCCUGCCCAGCGUGCAGAGCGCCAAGGACCUGGAGUGCCAAGUGGAGGAGCUUUCAACCAACAUGGAUCAGCUGAGAUCCAGGAUCGAGAACGAGGUCCAGCAGGAUCUCAACGUGGCCAUGACAGACUUUGCUGACCUGAAGCAGCAGCUGGAGAGGGAGAUGCUGGUCCUGAGUGUGCUGAAGCAGCUCCAGGAGUUUGACUCCGCUCUCAAACAGUUCGGUACCUUGCUGCCUCUGAAGAAGUACACGUCAGCUGCUGGCCACCUAAACAAGGCCCGGAGGAGCCUGAAAACCAUGGAGUCCCGUCGUGGCUUUGAGCUGAAGAUCCUGAAGGCGCUCGGCCAGGAGCUCACCAUACAGACCCAGAACAUCCUGUGCCUCUUGGACGAGGAGUGGCAGCGGAUGGUGGAGUGGAAGCUUCCCCAGUCGCAAGACCUGAGCUGCCUGGAGGCAGCUACCCAGACGGAGCUGCACCUACGUCUGCCCACGGAAGAGGCGGCCACAGGCCCAGGCGUUUCAACCGUCCUGCAGGCUUUCGCCAUCCUGGGGGAACUGGAGAUGAAGUUCAAACAUUUUGGACAGUUACUGCUGAAGCACAUCCUCAAGCCUUUGGUCUGUUGCCCUUCCUUACGGCUCUCGGUGGAAGAGCCCCCCGAUGGCGUCACACUCAGAUUUGAGUCUGUGGGCUCCAGCCUGGGUCAUCCGUCCCCCUUGGAAGUGUUUGCCAAGCUCAAAUCGGUGUUCAAAGUCCUCCACCAACACCUGCUGGACACACCGCUGGGCCGUUGCGAGGGAGAGGAAGGGGAGGAGACCGACCCCAGGCCCGUUUUGGCCGAGGUGCUGGGCAACGUGAUCUGGAAGAAGAUGUCCGACUGCCUCAUUUGCGAUUGCUUGGUGCAUUCCAUCCCCAGCAACAGCAGCCAGCUUGCCGAGUACACGGAGGUUAUUACAGCAACAGAAGACUUUGAAAAAGCCUUAAAAGACAUGAACUUCCUUCCGGAGGAUUCCGUGGACUUGCUGACCUAUGCCCGCAACGUGAAUUGCCAUUUUGCCAACAAGAAAUGCCAAGAUGUCAUCAUGGCAGCCAGGAACCUGAUGACCUCAGAAAUACACAACACCGUGAAGGUCAGCCCAGACUCUCUGCCAGCUCUCCCCGCCCUGCCUGCCUCUGAAGCCGGGGACCAGCCAAAGGUUCCGGAAGGAUCCGAGCUGCUUCUCAGGCAGGUGACCAACUUGGAGAACAAGACCAAGCUGAGCCGCCACACCUUUUCGUUCCCCACCUGCCGCAUCAGCGACUCGGUCCAGAGAUUGAUGGCUUUGGCCUAUCAGACGCUCCAGGAAGCCUCUGCCAGCACCGACCAAUGCUGCAUCCAGCUCUUCUACUUGGUGAGGAACAUCUUCCACAUCUUCUGCGACGUGGUGCCCAUGUAUCAUAAAGAAAACCUCCAGAAGCUUCCCCAGCUUGCCGCCCUCCACCAUAACAACUGCAUGUACAUCGCCCACCACCUCCUCACCAUGGGCCACCAGUUCAGGAGCCGGCUGAGCGAUGGGACGGCCACCUUCGUCGACUUGGUGCCCGGGUUCAGGAAACUGGGGACGAAGUGUUUCCUGGCCCAGAUGCGGGUGCAGAAGGAUGAGCUGCUGGAGAGGCUGUCCAUCUCCAGGAAUUUCUCCAACCUGGACGACGAGGAAAACUACUCGGCGGCCAACAGAGCAGUCCGUCAGGUUCUGCACCAACUGAAGAGGCUGGGCAAAAUCUGGCAGGAUGUCCUCCCGGUGAAUAUCUACUGCCGGGCCAUGGGGACCCUGCUGAACACCGCCCUGGUGGAAAUCAUUAGCCGGGUCAUUGCUCUGGAGGACAUCUCCGCCGAGAACGCCGACCGGCUGCACGCCCUGUGCCAGACCGUGGUGGACGAGGGGCCCCGGGUCUUCGUGCCCCUGCCGGAGGAGAAGGAGAACCGGCCCUUCCAGGAGGAGGUGCCAGUCUACGUGCCCAAGUGGAUGAUGUUCCAGGAGCUCAUGUUGCUCCUCCAGGCCAGUCUGCAAGAGAUCGUGGACAGGUGGGCGGGCAGCAAAGGGCCCCUGGCUGCUGAGUUCUCCCCCAGCGAAGUGAAGAACCUCAUCCGGGCCUUGUUCCAGAACACGGAGCGGAGGGCGGCUGCCUUGGCCAGCAUCAAGUAGCGUUUGUGCCUGGGGAAGAGCGUCCUGGCUGUGCUCCCUGCAGCUGAGGCUGCCCCCUCCCCGGUCUCCCCUUCGUGGAGUUCUGGCUUCGUGGAGGUCACAUUUUGAAGCCCAUCAAGUUCCACAAAUGACCCCCAUCUGUGGACUUCAGAAAACGACUUUCCCAGCAGAACCUGUGACCAGCUGACUGGGCCACCUUCCCAAAGAAGAUCCCAGAUCUUGGACAUGGCCCUGCUUUCUGCGUUCGGCCGAGCCCACUUGGCUUGCGGGAGCUCUGGGCAGCUCAAGCGCCGGAUGAGAAGAAAGGGCCUCUAUGCAGCUUCUUUCCAAGGGAGCCCUCCUCACACGCACCUUAUCGCUUCUCUUUUGCAAGGGGGGCUGCUAAAGCACACCGGACUUGAAGGGGGGAGACAAACCAACCUUCCAGCCGAAGCCUUUCAAGGCUCUUAAAGUGCCAAAGCGGCCUUCAUUUUA